CACUUCCUCAAAAAUCAUCUCAUCUAAUUUUAUUUUCUUCCAAUCCAAAUUAGGCACCAUGGCAGCCUCCUCCGCCUUGGUAACCCCCAUCUUCUCCACCGUCCAAAACAAGCUCGGCGGCGGCCACCAGUUCGCCCCCUCCGCCAUCUCAUUCCAAGGCCUCCGCCCCCUCAGCAAGGCCAAGCCCUCAUCCAAAACCAUCGCCAUCGCAACAACAAGCUCCGGUGCCAGUUCUAGGCUCGCCGUCAAAGCAGAGCUGAGUGCCCCAGUCGUGAUAAGCAUCAGCACUGCAGUCUCCCUCUUCUUGGGCAGGUUCGUGUUCUUCAACUUCCAGAGGGAAAACGUCGCGAAGCAAGUGCCUGAGCAGAAUGGGUUGACUCACUUCGAGGCGGGUGACACACGAGCCAAGGAGUAUGUCAGCCUUCUCAAGUCCAAUGAUCCGGUGGGGUUCAACAUCGUCGAUGUUCUUGCUUGGGGCUCCAUUGGUCAUAUCGUUGCUUACUACAUCUUGGCCACCUCCAGCAACGGCUACAACCCCAAUUUCUUCUGAUCAUGAUCCUCUGCCUCCUCUUCUUAAUUAUGCUUUGUUUUGUACGCCCUUGUGUAGUUUCCUCUAUUACUGGGGGAAAUUGGAUCUCUUGUGUUUCUUCUUUAAAAAGAAAAGAAAAUCUAAUGCUUUUCUCCUGCUUUUA
Hibiscus syriacus is the source of this 692-nucleotide messenger RNA. RefSeq names its product photosystem I reaction center subunit V, chloroplastic-like. The coding region runs from base 59 to 550 and encodes 163 amino acids. NCBI's taxonomy places the organism in Eukaryota, Viridiplantae, Streptophyta, Magnoliopsida, Malvales, Malvaceae. Gene Ontology annotation, biological process: photosynthesis. The transcript has a single exon. The record is from RefSeq and is a predicted model, not a curated record. Gene Ontology annotation, cellular component: chloroplast thylakoid membrane; photosystem I.